Messenger RNA from Penicillium brevicompactum, 3282 nucleotides. RefSeq names its product putative ATP-dependent permease ADP1. Lineage: Eukaryota; Fungi; Ascomycota; Eurotiomycetes; Eurotiales; Aspergillaceae. Gene Ontology annotation, molecular function: ABC-type transporter activity; ATP binding; ATP hydrolysis activity. The record is from RefSeq and is a predicted model, not a curated record. Gene Ontology annotation, cellular component: membrane. The coding region runs from base 1 to 3282 and encodes 1093 amino acids. The transcript has 2 exons.
AUGCGCUUGACCGAUGCCGUGCCUCUGUCACUUCUUACAUUGGCUCCCUUUAUAGGCUACGUCUCGGCAUGGAACAGUGAAUUCUCCGACGUCUCUCUCGCUACACAGUCCGUUUCCCUCUUCGGUGAUCGGCCGCCCGGAUGCCCCGAGUGUCCAGCUUGCUUCAACUGCCAACUCGACAACUACAACUGCACCCAUUUCGCAGAAUGCAACAGCUACAACGGAAAAUGCUCCUGUCCCCCUGGAUACGGAGGCGAUGAUUGCUCGGUACCUUUAUGUGGCUCUCUGGCCGAUGGCGACAACAGACCGCAGCGUGACUCCGAUACUUGCAAGUGCAAGGACGGCUGGAAGGGUAUCAACUGCAACGUCUGCGAAACGAACGAUGCUUGCAAUGCUUUGAUGCCCGAAGGUGAAGGAGGAGUGUGUCACAAGCAGGGUGUCACCAUCAAGGAGAACUUCCAAAUGUGUGAUGUGACCAACCGGGCCAUUUUGAAGCAGCUCGAGGGGCGCAAACCUCAGGUUACCUUCUCGUGCGAAGCCGAGGAUGAUACUUGUAGUUUCCAAUUUUGGGUUGGCCAGAAGGAAUCCUUCUACUGCGGCUUGGACACCUGUGAACGAAGCUGGGAAUCGGACUAUGAGUCCAACUCGACUCACUAUAAGUGCGAAAAUCUGCAAUGCAAGUGUAUCCCUGGUCGUUUCCUGUGUGGCGAGAAUGGUUCCAUCGAUUUGAGUGACUUCCUUGAUCAAUCAAUCAAGGGCCCAGCUACAUUUGACACCAAGGCGACAUUGGAUGGUACGGCCAGUGUGUUUUCCGAGCCUCAAAUGAACGGAUUGAUUGCUGCGGUCUUCGGUGAUCCCAGUAUCUUCCUGUCGUGCGAUUCGGGAGAGUGCGUUUAUAAAACGGAUGAGCCUGGAUAUGAGCGCCCGGUGAAGAAGAUCAACACGCCGCUCAUUGCCGGUGUGAUCGCCGGAAGCUCGCUCUUUGUGGUUGCCGUCAUUCUGCUUGUUUGGUACCUGUCCCGUCGUGCUGCUCGCCGCAGCUAUCUUCGACUAUCACUCUCGGAUGAUUCGGACGACGAAACUGCCAAGCUUCUGGCAGACUAUCGCCCAGCGGCCUUGUAUUGGGAGAAUGUGGCUUAUACCUUGAAUUCGAAGGAAAUCCUUUCCGGCAUUCAAGGUGCAUCUGCCCCAGGCCAAAUCACGGCCAUCAUGGGUGCAUCAGGAGCUGGCAAAACUUCAUUCCUUGAUAUUCUGGCACGGAAGAACAAACGUGGCAUGGUGAAUGGAGACUUCUAUGUCAACGGCGAACAAAUCAGCGACAGCGAUUUCAAAUCCAUGAUCGGCUUCGUGGAUCAGGAAGACACAAUGCUUGCGACCCUUACUGUUCACGAAACCAUCUUGACAAGUGCUCUUCUCAGACUACCAAGGGAUAUGAGUCGUUUAGCCAAGGAGCAAAGGGUUGUCGAAGUCGAGAAGCAAUUAGGAAUCUAUCAUAUCAAGGACCAACUUGUUGGCUCGGAAGAAGGCAAUGGUCGUGGCAUCUCUGGAGGAGAGAAGCGACGCGUCGGAAUUGCCUGUGAGCUGGUCACCAGUCCCAGUAUACUAUUUCUGGAUGAGCCCACCAGUGGACUGGAUGCUUACAAUGCGUUCAAUGUCGUUGAGUGUCUGGUCACACUCGCCAAAACAUACAACCGAACCGUCAUCUUCACCAUCCAUCAGCCGCGCUCGAACAUUGUCGCUCUCUUUGAUCGAUUGAUUCUGCUUGCUGAGGGACGUACCGUCUACUCAGGCCCCUUCUCUUCUUGCCAGCAGUAUUUCGACAAUAUUGGGUACUCAUGCCCACCUGGAUUCAACAUUGCGGAUUACCUAGUCGACCUUACGAUGCACGCAGGCGCAGCACACUCUUCAUACACAGAUGAAGUUGCAUCCUCUGUUGACGGGCGCACCGGCCCGUUCAAGACUGCAUCCAGUAGCCUUAGGGCUGUCAAGUCUGUUGCGAGUGCGUCAAACUACAGCUUCGAAGAUAACUCCAGCGGUGCAGAGGCGACCCGGCGACCCAAGAGCAACCGACGAGUCUCCUUGAAACAGCAACAAGAUCGUCAACUAUACUCAAGAAAGCAGCAGAGUGAGCGUCCAGCGACACCCAAGACAGAUGACGAGAGUGCCACGCUGGAUGUGGCCGAGAAUCAGCAGCAGUGGCUUCGGAUGUCCCGUCAAGGGGGCAACGUCCCGCCUCAGAACCUCGAUGAUCCCGAUCAACUACCCCCUCCAGCACCUGGUACAAGUGACCUCGAUAUUCUAAUUGCUAGCUACGCCGAAUCCGACGUUUGCAAUUCUGUACACGAUGAAAUCGUGGCCGCUGUACAUAACGCCCAGGCAGCAAAUGGCUCGCCUAACUCAGCUAUCCUUUCUGAUACUGCGGCGCAGUCUAAGGGCUUUGCUCGAGUGGGCCUGGCACGACAAUUCAUCAUCUUGUCGCAGCGAACAUGGCGCAAUCUUUAUCGCAACCCGAUGCUCAUGCUCACGCACUAUGCCAUUGCCAUCCUGCUUGCGGUUCUUUCCGGUUACCUCUUCUAUGGUCUCACUGACGACAUCAGUGGAUUCCAGAACCGUCUUGGUCUCUUCUUCUUCGUCUUGGCCCUCUUUGGCUUUAGCACGCUGACUAGUCUCAAUGUCUUCUCCUCCGAACGGCUUCUGUUCGUGCGCGAGCGGGCCAAUGGAUACUACCACCCUGUCACAUACUUUGCGUCCAAGGUCGUAUUUGAUAUUGUUCCUCUGAGGCUAAUCCCUCCAAUCAUCAUGGGUAUCAUCGUCUAUCCUAUGACGGGUCUGAUCCCAGCGUGGCCGGAGUUCCUUCGGUUCUUGCUGGUUUUGGUUCUCUUCAACCUUGCAGCAGCCGGAAUUUGCCUAUUCAUCGGAAUCAUCUUCCGUGAUGGUGGAGUGGCCAACCUGAUCGGCAGUCUAGUUAUGCUUUUCAGCUUGCUUUUCGCAGGCCUGCUACUCAACCACGAUGCGAUCCCCAAGUCAGCACUGUGGCUACAAUCUCUUUCCAUCUUCCACUAUGGAUUUGAGGCCUUGAUUGUAAAUGAAGUGACCUAUCUGACUCUGAUUGAUCACAAGUACGGACUUGAUAUCGAGGUCCCCGGUGCGUCAAUUUUGAGUGCUUUCGGCUUCAACACUCUGGGCUACUGGAACGACGUGAUUGGCCUUGCUGUGAUCUCUGGGGCCUUUAUCAUCAUUGCUUACACUGCAAUGCACUUCCUGCUUGUCGAGAAGCGAUGA